Molecule: messenger RNA, 447 nt
Organism: Cylicostephanus goldi
Lineage: Eukaryota; Metazoa; Nematoda; Chromadorea; Rhabditida; Strongylidae
Source: the annotation of a GenBank genome assembly
AUGGAGUAUUUUCAGGCAUAUCUCGAAUGCUUCAUCAGCAAAGAAGAUGCUAUUUCACUGCUUGAAAUUGUGGACCAAUACUACCCACGGAUCAAUUACCACAUAAUAAACCAUGAUGGCACGUUUGAUCAUAUGAACGGUGAACCCACUACUCCCAUCGCUGUCACAUGGGGAGUUUUCCCGGGAGCUGAGAUUGCACAGCCUACCGUCGUAGAUCCAUUAGCAUUCCGCGCUUGGAAAGAUGAAGCCUAUGAUACUUGGAUCAAAAACUGGGCUAAUCUCUACCCAAAGGAUUCCCUCUCUAGGAAUGUUAUACAAAAAAUCCAUGACGAUUUCUGUCUCAUGAACGUUGUAGAUAACGAUUUCCAGAAACCUGUGAUAAUUUAUGAAAUCUUAGAGAAAAUGCUAGAGCGAACAAAACAGCGUAACUCUUCUGUUAAGGAGUGA